Lolium rigidum is the source of this 564-nucleotide messenger RNA. RefSeq lists its product as uncharacterized. The record is from RefSeq and is a predicted model, not a curated record. NCBI's taxonomy places the organism in Eukaryota, Viridiplantae, Streptophyta, Magnoliopsida, Poales, Poaceae. The transcript has a single exon. The coding region runs from base 29 to 415 and encodes 128 amino acids.
GGGCGCUCGAGGGAAAGCGAGACGGGCGAUGGGGAAGAGAAGCAGCGGCGCCGUCGAGGCUCGGGUGUUCGGGAGCAUGGAGGAUUUCUGGGGCUUCUACCUGGGCCAGCACUCGAAGCCGGCGACGCGGCGCUGGCACUUCGCCGGCACGCUGGCGUCGCUCCUCUGCGCACUCCUCGCGGCCGCCACGGGCCGCGCCGCGCUCCUGGCGGCGUGCCCCGUGCUCGGGUACGGCAUGGCGUGGUACAGCCACUUCUUCGUGGAGGGCAACCGGCCGGCCACGUUCGGCCACCCCGUCUGGUCCUUGCUCUGCGACUACCGCAUGUUCGCCCUCAUCCUCACCGGCCGCAUCGACGCUGAGCUCGCCCGCCUCCGCAUCCGGCCCCGGAGCGACGCCGCCGUUCACCAGCAGUGACUGAUCCGUCUCAAAUUCCCCGUCUCUUUGCGUCUCGUGGUACCAUCAAUAAGUAAAAUUUCCUCCCCGUGCACUUGCAGGUGCUAAUUAAGUUCUUAUUUGGCGUGUGUCUACCAUACUAGCCGCAAUUUGUGAUUGCCCUAAUCUUA